Numida meleagris (helmeted guineafowl) is the source of this 16291-nucleotide messenger RNA. RefSeq names its product argonaute 2, RISC catalytic component (gene AGO2). Gene Ontology annotation, cellular component: RISC complex. The transcript has 19 exons. The coding region runs from base 2295 to 4895 and encodes 866 amino acids. Gene Ontology annotation, biological process: regulation of DNA-templated transcription; regulatory ncRNA-mediated gene silencing. The record is from RefSeq and is a predicted model, not a curated record. NCBI's taxonomy places the organism in Eukaryota, Metazoa, Chordata, Aves, Galliformes, Numididae. Gene Ontology annotation, molecular function: endoribonuclease activity, cleaving siRNA-paired mRNA; RNA binding; protein binding.
AAUUAAAAAAAACCACCAGCCCUCCAAACCGCAGACCAAACAAAAAUAGAAUUGAGGGUGCUGAGGUUCGGGUAGAUAUGACAGUGCAGAAGAACGAAUGUCUCAGUGAACCCAAUGUGUUUCUUCAGGGUUUAGUGAGGGAGCGCUUAGUUUCGAUCUGUACAAGCCGCUCCGUGUGAAUGAGGGUGCGUUGUCUGAAGAAGCGAGAGCUUCACUGAGGAGGAGGAAACUUCAGAGUGGAUUCCCCCUGGGGUGAGGAAGUGGAGCUUUAUUAUUUAGGUUGUGUUGUGUGAUUAGAAUACAGUGGUGGUAUACUUUUCCUAAUUAUUGCUGAUUUGCAAAUGUCCAUUAAUCCAAAACGUGGACAAACUUGUAUAUGCUUUCUUUGUUUGCUGCCUUUUACAGAAUCCUUAGAACGGGCCACAAAUGGAAACGUAUGGGAGUAGCUGCAGUGUUGAAUAAAAUGUUAAUAGUGGCACUGCACUGCAAUUCAUUUUUCCCUGGGAAUGUGGCUCUCCCUAUAGUCAGGUGUCAUUACUCAAUAGUCUCCUCCUAUGCUUUUUGCUGUCACCACUCGGGUGGCGCGGUGCCACAGCUGGGUCUUCAUUUGUUUUGACUAAUAUGAGAACUGAAGUUGGCUACAGGAAGCAGGUGGAAGAAAAAAGCUGUAGUGGGGGAAAAACAUCACAGAAGCAUUCAACUGAAAGCCUACGCUUCUCAUGUCUCAAUUAUUCCAUUAUUGCAAACCUGUAUUUUACUGCUCCUCUCAGCGAUGCUAAAAACCACAGCCAUAUCUCUUAAAACCGCGCGGUAUGCCAUUGGAUCUCUUGCAUGGUAAAGAUGCUCCUGCAGCUGCUUUUGCUAUCUAAAAUGAUAAAUUAACUGUGAAUUUCCUACUUUGAAACUGAGCCAUGGGAGUGUUUGUAUUUUUUAGAUUAAUCUGCUGUGUGUCUGGGCAAAGAUUUCUUUUCAAAGAGAAGCUUCUGAAUUACGAGUUCACCUGAGCGAUUCUGUGAUUCUGUCUGAAGAGUUCCAUUUUGUACAUUAAAAAUAUCUUAGGCAUGACGACGUCUUAAACUUUGUCUUUUCAGAGUUUAGACAAAAACAGUUAUUGCAAGUCUGUGGAGGUAUGAAUAUAUCUGCAGAGGUACAGCACAAAAUAUGUCCAUCCUGGCAUACUUCUUCAAUAAGCAUUGACAAAUCACUUCUGUGUUUUGCUAAAUUGGAUACAAUACGAAUGUCACUGGGCAAAAGGUGUAGAAGUGCUUAAGGUGAUGGGUUUGGGGCUAUGUAGCCCUCGCUGAGUUCUGUUUCUGGCACUAGCUUCAAUGGUGCUGUGGACUGAGUGCAAGUUCUCACUCGUCUGAUGGUCACAACAAGUAGUUUGGUAGAAACUUCAGCCCGGCCUUUGAAAUAAGUAUGCAACACUAACGAGUUUUCCUUAAUAAAGACGUGCUUUACCAGCCUACCAGUGACUUGAGGGGGGGAAAAAAAAGGGAAAGGAAAGCUGAUGACAGUGGAGGCUGAGUUGUAUCAUUUUGUACAUAACUAUGUGGUCUCAAGUGUUGCAGUAUGAGUGUCAGCUAACAAAGGAAGUAAGCUGCACUUCUUAACAUAAAUGCAGCGCUUCAGAGCAUGGAGGUAAAGGGAGGUAAGGUGGAAUGAAGGACACACAAUUUCUUUUCUUCCUUAUGAAAGGUCAGAAGCAGCAUGAAGGAAGGAGUGCGUGCUAUUUGGGUGUUUUCUUCUUUUCUAAGAUAAUGUAUGUAUUCACUGCGUCAUUCUUCUCCAUUGCCAGAGGCUUGAGGUUGUAUUGAAUGGAGGCACUGUUCUUUAUGAAUGCAGAAAAUACCACUAGAGUUUUUUAACUGUUAUUUUAAAUCCUUAGAAAUACCUGGAAUUAGUUCAGCACUUACUAAGGUAAUGAGAACAGAACGAGUCGUUAUGGUCAACUGUGAUAAAUAGCACUAAGAUCAAUCUCCAUGUUUCCCCCUUUCAUCUAGUAGAGAUCUGCUGGAAGGUGAAGUUACUUUCUAGGCUCCAUUCACAUUAACUUUCAGCUGGAUUACUGACUUGUAGGUAAGUCGUAAGCACUCACUCCACUAUUUGGGUGGUGCUCACGGUUUUCAGUGGAUAACUUAAUUCAACAUUACUGUUCUCAAUUAAAAGAAUUCUCUGUUUCCCUCAGGAAGAAUUUCAGUGGUACUUUGUACAGCUUUGCAUGCAGGUAUCCGUCAAGCCACACGGCUUAUUAAUGGUAGGGAUAGCUGCUGGAUGCUCCGUGUGUGUCUUGAAUGCUCUGUGCUGCUCCUCUGCUGCUCACCCCAACUUUGCUUGCACCUCCUCCACCGUUGCCACCACCCAUACAGGGAUAUGCCUUCAAACCUCCUCCUCGCCCAGAUUUUGGGACUUCGGGGAGAACAAUCAAACUGCAGGCCAACUUCUUUGAAAUGGACAUUCCUAAAAUAGAUAUCUACCAUUAUGAGUUGGAUAUAAAGCCAGAAAAAUGUCCUAGAAGAGUUAACAGAGAAAUAGUGGAGCAUAUGGUUCAGCACUUUAAAACACAGAUUUUUGGGGAUCGCAAGCCAGUGUUUGAUGGAAGAAAAAACCUUUAUACAGCAAUGCCACUUCCCAUUGGAAGAGAUAAACAGGUGGAGCUGGAGGUCACGUUGCCAGGAGAAGGCAAGGACAGAAUAUUUAAGGUGGCUAUAAAGUGGAUGUCCUGCGUGAGUUUGCAGGCGUUACAUGAUGCUCUUUCUGGCCGGCUGCCGAGCGUCCCGUUUGAAACCAUCCAGGCACUGGAUGUAGUGAUGAGGCACUUGCCUUCCAUGAGAUAUACUCCUGUGGGGCGAUCUUUUUUUACAGCAUCAGAAGGGUGCUCAAAUCCAUUAGGCGGUGGCAGAGAGGUUUGGUUUGGAUUCCAUCAAUCAGUCAGACCUUCCUUAUGGAAAAUGAUGUUAAAUAUUGAUGUAUCAGCAACUGCAUUUUACAAAGCACAGCCAGUUAUUGAGUUUGUAUGUGAAGUUUUGGAUUUCAAAAGUAUUGAAGAACAACAAAAACCUCUGACAGAUUCCCAAAGGGUAAAGUUUACCAAAGAAAUAAAAGGUCUAAAGGUGGAAAUAACACACUGUGGACAAAUGAAAAGAAAGUACAGAGUGUGCAACGUCACCAGACGACCAGCAAGUCACCAAACAUUCCCACUUCAGCAGGAGAAUGGACAAACAGUUGAAUGCACUGUAGCUCAGUAUUUUAAGGACAGGCACAAAUUAGUUCUACGCUAUCCUCACCUUCCAUGUUUACAAGUUGGACAGGAGCAGAAACACACGUACCUUCCUCUUGAGGUGUGCAACAUAGUGGCAGGACAAAGAUGCAUAAAAAAACUCACUGACAAUCAAACUUCCACUAUGAUUCGAGCAACUGCCAGGUCAGCGCCUGACCGUCAGGAAGAGAUCAGCAAAUUGAUGCGGAGUGCGAGUUUUAACACUGACCCUUAUGUUCGUGAAUUUGGGAUGAUGGUCAAGGAUGAAAUGACAGAUGUGACUGGUAGAGUCCUGCAGCCUCCCUCAAUCCUCUAUGGAGGCAGGAAUAAAGCAAUCGCUACACCAGUUCAAGGAGUUUGGGACAUGAGGAAUAAACAGUUUCACACUGGAAUUGAAAUAAAGGUUUGGGCCAUUGCAUGCUUUGCUCCCCAGCGCCAAUGCACUGAAGUGCAUCUUAAGACUUUCACGGAGCAAUUGAGGAAGAUUUCCAGAGAUGCAGGAAUGCCAAUCCAAGGGCAGCCGUGCUUCUGUAAAUAUGCCCAGGGAGCUGACAGCGUGGAGCCCAUGUUCAGGCAUCUCAAGAACACUUACACCGGACUGCAGCUCGUGGUAGUAAUUUUACCAGGAAAAACACCAGUCUAUGCGGAGGUGAAGCGCGUUGGUGACACGGUGCUGGGGAUGGCUACACAGUGUGUUCAGAUGAAAAAUGUGCAGAGAACAACACCUCAGACUCUGUCUAACCUCUGUUUGAAAAUAAACGUCAAGUUAGGAGGUGUAAAUAAUAUUUUACUGCCACAGGGAAGACCACCAGUAUUCCAACAGCCUGUCAUAUUCCUUGGUGCGGACGUAACUCAUCCUCCAGCUGGAGAUGGAAAAAAACCCUCCAUUGCUGCCGUUGUAGGAAGCAUGGAUGCUCAUCCCAAUCGCUACUGUGCCACCGUUCGGGUCCAGCAGCACCGCCAAGAAAUCAUCCAAGAUUUGGCUGCCAUGGUCAGGGAGCUGCUGAUUCAGUUCUACAAAUCAACCAGAUUUAAACCAACUCGUAUCAUUUUCUACAGAGAUGGAGUUUCCGAGGGGCAGUUUCAACAGGUUCUCCAUCAUGAAUUGCUGGCUAUCAGAGAAGCAUGUAUUAAACUAGAGAAGGAUUACCAGCCUGGAAUUACAUUUAUAGUUGUGCAGAAAAGGCAUCACACCAGACUCUUCUGUACAGAUAAAAACGAACGGGUUGGAAAAAGUGGGAACAUUCCAGCUGGUACCACAGUGGACACAAAAAUCACCCAUCCGUCAGAGUUUGACUUCUACCUGUGUAGUCACGCUGGUAUUCAGGGAACAAGCAGACCUUCGCAUUACCACGUCCUCUGGGAUGACAAUCGUUUCUCUUCAGAUGAGCUGCAGAUUCUUACCUACCAGCUGUGUCAUACGUACGUACGCUGUACUCGAUCUGUUUCCAUCCCUGCACCAGCAUAUUACGCGCACCUGGUUGCCUUCAGAGCCAGGUAUCAUCUGGUGGAUAAAGAACACGACAGUGCUGAAGGCAGCCACACUUCGGGUCAGAGUAAUGGCAGAGAUCACCAAGCACUUGCUAAAGCAGUUCAAGUUCACCAGGACACGUUGCGCACUAUGUACUUUGCUUGACAUGUUUUAAUGUUUAGCGACUCAGUUCAGUACCGAGUUGGAUUCACAUGAGACCAGCUGCACUUAGACCAACAGUUGCCCAAGCUCCAGUGACAGCCAGCAAUGAGUGAUGCAUCUUCAUUUUUUUUUUUCCCUUUUUGCAAGAAAGCCUUCCGUCCGGGAUUUCAGACUUGGUUACGAACUGCAUUCUUAUACAAAGCCCCACGAUUGUUGGAAGUGUAGUUUGCCAAAAUCUCUAAGCUGCCUGUUAUAAAACAGACCCAUAUUUUAUAAUUAAAUCAAGAGCUGUGAUCUCAGGGCUUAGGGGAAAAACAAAACACAAAACUCUUCAUUGUUUGCUAUUCAUUUAAUUGCUUUUAAUAAUUUGGAGAGAUCUAAUUCAUACUAAAGUUAAUGGGCUAAAAUGCUAUUACUACAAAGGAACUACAAAGGAAAGCAAAGCAUUUUUUGACUAUUUAUGAAGCCUUGAUUUUGUUCUAGAUGCAUUUCCAAAAUUUUUAUUGUCAGAAGAGUGACAAAAUUCUGUUUUUCAACUGUCUUACAAAGAUUUUUCUCUGCGUGUCUAAGGGCAAAUGUAUUUUCUGAAGCUUGUUCUUGAAUGUUUUUUAUUGUGCUGCAUUUAAAAAUGUUUUUCAUAGACUAAAGAAGAAUUUUAAAACAGAAUGAAUGAACUUGUACCUAAACUUUUAAUAGGUCCAGUUGGGUUGGCAGAAGAAAAGGUGCCAUUUUUAAGAAAAGAAAAAAAACUUAAAGAUUGUUUUUAAAUCAUACUGACAGCUAACUUCAGAAUUUGUCAUACAGGACUGUGACACUUACUCUCCAAAGUCUCUAAGGAAUACGGGUCUGUGGUGAUGAAUACAGUACAAUCCUCUUUCACUGUUAUGUUUGAAUUAAUGUAAAUGUUAUAUGUGUUUCGCAGUAUUAAUGUGAUAGGCUAGAUGCUAUUAUUUAUUUUUAUUUACUAAGGAGUGCUCAUUAUACUUCUGUUAACAUAUCAAGAAAGCUUUGGAUUUAGAAAUUAAAACCUUACCGUGAGGAUGUUACUAUUCCAAUGCAAAAAUAUGCAAUUGACUUUGAUGCGAGAGUUCAGAGCUGCAUGCAGUGGGUGUUUGUAGCCUGUCCUUUGGAGAAAGGCUUCUUGAGGCGUACACGCAGCGUAGCAGGUUUUACCUGCGCAGCCAAAGGCGCACACGAGACCAACGUUCUGCAUUCAUUCAAGCACAAGCAAUUGUAUUUUAUUUGUGUUGAUGAUUGGUGAAGCAGGAGCUCUCAGAGAGGGAGGUGGUUCGAUGUUGGUCGCGUAGACAGAAGUCAGAGAAUCUAUACAGUGAAGGUAAAUCUUAGGAAACUGAAGUUUACUUACGAAGGGAGGUGAAGCCUUCUUCAUUAUGCAUAAGAGUAAACGUGAGAGUUUUGCCAUUCUCUUAAGAGAAGCAUUAAUGAACUGAUAAUUACUAGACAAACACUUCUGUUCUUUUGCACACUGGGUUAAUAAAAAAACAUAAUAACGUAUGAAAACCAUUGCACUAAUGAUGAUGCCACAAGCAGGUGUAGAAGAAGAAAGGAAAAAAGCCCAGGAAAUGUGUUUAUGCUGACUUGUUUUUGUUUGUUUUCAUAGGAUAACUUUAAAAUCCGCCCUCUCAACAUGUAUUUAAAGAUGUCAUUCUCUUCCAUUUUGCUUUGUCUUUUCCCUUUUCUCUUAGCAGAUGCUCAGUCACUGUUGUGAGUCCAUAUACCUCUAGCUGAGACGGGCAGGGAGCUUUAACCAAGACAGAGGUCUGUGCCGUGCAGCAGGGAGCCUGGAGCUGGCUGCUUGUUCAGUAAGCUAGGAAGUGCAGUAAGAGUCCUAGGUACAUCACUUAGUGCCAAUUCCAUAUGUCACCUCGUGGCAGUGUGUUGGUGUUGUUUAGGUGAAAUAACGAUGUCAAUCCUAUUAGCAGAUGAAUUGUGUUUGUAUUACUCUGAUUUGUUGGUUAGCCUGCCAGGUCAGACCUUCGUCUCAUGAUGUGAAUCUAGCUUUUGAGUGAUGCUGGUAUAACAGAAAGCAAGCUCCACGUUGCGUUGUCUGUCUUCCGUUUCCCAGCAGCCAGGUUGUGCAUACCUCCCUUAAACGUACUGCUGACCUGCAAAAGCUUUUCCACAGUUGACACGUUGCACUUCUCUGUGUUUGCUUAAUGCGUUUCAGAUUUUGGAUUUUGAUUGGGCAGAGUUUUAUAUAUGAAUUUAUUUUUAUAUGAAUUACUCUUAACGAAUACAAGAAAGAUCAAUCAUUUUAAAACUCCGUUUAUUUUAUUUGCUGCUUGUUACGCGGAGACCUCUUGGAUGUGAAUUUAAUCCUCCUUUUCCCUCUCUGUGCAGUUCUGGCAUAACUGGCUUUGUACAGAUGGACAGGUAGGGUGAGGAGGACAGACAAUCUGUCUUGACCCCAAAUCUCAUUUUGGAAGCAGGUUGCGGGGCUCCCUGCAGCCUCUGUUGGAUGCAUUCUUUGGGCUGGCAUAGUAGUUGUGGACUCUUCAUCUGAGAGUAGCCGUCGUCUGUGGGUCCUCUUGGAAUGAAUGGAGAUCUCUGUGUAGUUUUCCUUCCCUGAGUAUGAAGAAUUUGGGAUGGUUACGUGCAUUUCAGGCUAGGGACGUUGCUGCCUUUUGCAGUUUUUUGGUCCUCUAUUACUGCCAAUUCUACAGCUUGAUUUCUCCCUCCUUUCCCUUGCUGCCCCCUUCCCCCUGACUGGUGAAUAAAUGAAUAAUUUAAAGCCUUUUUCUAAAAAAUUGGUGAUGAAGUACAUACUUUGACAAGUACGACGCGCUGUAAGCCCAGAAGUUACCUUUCUGGCAAUGUUUUUCGAAUUCCAAGUAUCUCCUAUCCAAAAAGAAGAAGGAAAAGAGGUUGGGGAGGACCACCAAACACCUCAAUCCUUACCUUGGUAUUAAUUGCUUAGCUCCCACGUGUUUUGUAAGAACAGCAGUAUCUCAGGUAAACGCAAAGCUCGAGGUGUCUCUAUCUCACACGCGUUCCUGCUAUGGAAGUCAUAGCUGGGGUUGGCAGUUAUAACCACUAAGUCACUAUGCAGCUCAGGCCAGCAAUCACCAAAUGUGUUUUACCCUCUGGCAGUUGUGUUUCGAGCCCAUGCAAAGGAGUUGUGUGACUGCAGUUGCAACAGAGCACUGGGCAGGAUCUCUUCCGUUGCAUUCCCCGUGCUCUCUGUUAUUUUCCUGGCAGUGACCUUCUGCUUGAAUUCAGCUGUUGGUGCAAGCUGUCGUGGUGCUUAGCAGUCGGAAAGUUGAUACUGAUUACACCCUGGUGACAAAAAGAUCUCAUUCCCAUUGCAGGCAGGAGCGCCAUUAUGGACGGACUGAUGCCAGUACUGCAGUAUUUCUUCUGUUUCAGAGCAGCUCACCUUUAAAAGAAUGUGCUUGAGAGAUGGACAGAUAUUAAUGAGUUGCUGUGGAUUCGUUUUCUGGAGUUUGUACUGAAAUGGUAACACUAUAGGAGCAAAAAUACUCCAGUGCUGAAGCAGGUUGUGGAAUCUCUGUACUUAGAGAGGCUCAGACUUGGCUAAGUAGGGGACUGGGCAUCUCCAGAGAGCCCUUUCUGAGCACAAGGUUCUGUGACAAUCCCCACAAACCACCAUGUUAACAAAGAUAAGAAGUUGUCUUUGUUCGUGUACUAGAUGUAAUACAGUAUUGCUUAUUUUUAGAAGUUUCUGCUCCAGUGGCUCAAUGGAAUGAAAUGUCCACUCUGCCUCUUCUGCCACCUGGGAAACAGAGUUGAGUCAAUGCUUAGGAAGAAAUAUCCCAAUGUGAAACGUUGGAAGUAGGUGAAUUUGUCUCCGCCUUACAUGAUUUUGGCAUGUCAGAUAGCCCUAUGCAACAGUAACACUUCUCGUCUGUAUGCACUGAGGUACGCAGGAAGGUCACUUCUGUUUAUUAGAACUCCUUAUUCUGACUUGAUUCAAGUUACAGUGCUCCAACUAUAAUACUUGGAUUGCAGAGUCACAGUCAGUGAUCUUCCAUGUCACAGGAGUUUUGGUUAAUUUCCUCGCGUUUAGGUCUGUCACAAGGAUCUUGCAUAACUUUUGAAGUGGGUGUGGGCCCCGAGGUUCUUGUGUGCCCAGGUAGCUUUAUGAAAAGAUGGAAGUUGCUAAUUGAGUUCGGAUGCUUUUGAAGCUUUAUCAGAAGUCGCGUGUGCUUGCACAGAGAGAGAGUUUGUACUGAAAGCGUAUUGGGAUGCGGAGUGCUUCGCACACUGCUGCCAACACUAUUUCCUGCUGCAGCAGCGAAUGGUCGCGUACAUCUCUCCUCUAAAAACCCCAAUCCCCUUCAUGCCAGCGUGUCUGUACUGGAGACUUCUCCUUGUGCUGGAAGAGCAGGUGUGGGUGAGGCCAUGCUGCCUCUUGGUGUCGCCCAGUAAGCAUUUCUGGUGGCACAGGUUUAUCUUACAUAGAAAAAAGGAAUGUAAAGAAGUUCUGUUGGUCACACUUGAUAGCAGUGUAAUAAAAUAACUUUUCCUGUCUGUUUUUCUGUUUUAAUACUCUUCUCCUUUAGUAACGUUUGUGUGUGUGUUUGUCCUGAGUGCUUUCUCAACUUCUAAUACAGAACAAUACUUUUUUUUUUUUUACUUUUAUAUUACAUUUGGCAGUGGGCUUCUUGUUGUGCUCUUGCAGUCGUUUCUAAGGAAAACUUUCAGUAGAAGGUAAUUGCACUGAUUGUUCUUAAGUUCCCUUUUUACUGUAAGACUUUUUUUGGCAUCUGCUGUAGCUGUUCACAAAUACUGUAAAUAGUGCUCUGUAUAGCAGAUCCUGAAAUGCUGUGGAUCCCAGUCCUUGCACUUCCAUUGUAGGAAUACUGCCAUAUUUUGCAGUCUUGAGAUACAAGCUUUGGUUUUAAGUGUUGUUAUACUUGGUUUGCAUUAUGGUAUGAGUCCAAGGGCACAGUUGCUUUCUCAUGUGUUUCCUGGCUUCUUUCAGCAUUUGACUCCUGCCUUGUGUUGAGAAGAACCAACCUCUGUUGGCAGAAUUGGUAGAAUAAUAGGGAUUUGGGAUGGAGGUUACUAUGCUGGGAUGCAAAACAGCAAGUUUUGUCCCCAGUGAUUAGUGACUGGGAAGGUGCAUCCCCCCAGGAUGCUUUCAGUCUGAAGGAGAUGAGGUUUGGAGCGUGUGCGUGGUGUGGUACGCAAUCAGUUUCGCGCUUCAGUUGCUUUUUCUAUAUUGUUUUGUUGCCUGAAGUGUUAACAUGAAUGUAAUGGCCUGGCCAAAUCACUACAAAAGGUGUUUUUAUAGAACUCUUAGUUAGCAAGCAGAUGCAGUUAAAGGCUACCUCCUGCGUUCCUCUGCAGAUAAAUUAAUUUGUGAAGUGAACCUACUCCUACAGCAGCCAAAAUGCUCCCAGAUCAGCUGUAUUCUUACUGCUUUGCUCCUUGCUGCUGGUGCCACACUGUGAUCUUGGACGCCGGCUUAGCUCCUUCUGUCUUCCUCGCGCGUAGCCGUGGCACGUGUCCACGUGAAGGUGGUGGUUGAAGUCUCAGAACUAGCAAGGCAAAUCCCAUCCAGCACCUCUGCUUUCGUGCAGUCGCUUCUGCCUUCAUCUCUACCAGCUUUACCUUCUGCCCGUUCUCUUGCUGUGUUUGCAUACUGUCGUUUCCAGAUGAGAAAUGUUUUCCAGCUUUCGCUGUUGGCUGAAAAAUAUCAUCAUGUUUUCAUUGAAAAUGACAUGAAGGUGCUUGGAAUAUAUUUUGAAUCUGAGGUAAAAUAUAUAUAUAUAGGAGUUUUUUUUUUUAACACUUUUUGGAUAAGUUGACGUGAGACUGUAACGUUGAGAAUACUUCAUUCCCUGCUCAGACCACACUUGAUAAAGUCUAAAAUGGAAGAAAAAAAAAAAAGAUUUGGAAUAUGUUUGUAUUGUGACUGUUCUGUGUGUCAGUUUGGUGCAAAGCCUUGGCCGUAACUCAGUCUUUAAGUAAGCGCACGCCAACUGAAGGUGCUUUAAAUAACCUGAAUGGAAACUGUCGAAAACUGUGCUAAUACAUCACUGUGUUUGCAGUGAAUCCAAACAAGCUUCCUCAUUUUAUAAUUAACCACUCUGCUGACAGAAAUGCCACCUGGUUGAGCGCAGCAUGCUGCUGUGCUUUCAUAGCACUCCUCUAGCUUAUGGGCUUGAUGCUGCCAAAAUCAGCAUUUCAGCAAUUAGUUAGCCCGGGAUUACAUGCUACCUGCAACGUCUUCAUCUUUGGCCGUGGAUGUGAAUGAGGCUACUUUCUGGCAGGGAUGGUUGCUGAAGUUCUGGUUUGUGGAAGAAUUCUUGUUGAGCAGCGGUGAGUGACUGAAUAAAUAAGUUAAUCUAAUAAUGGGAUGGGAUGAUACGCUGAAAAUUCUGUUCCAUUUGAUGUUAGAACUUCACAAGGCUCCCUGCAAAAGCAUCAAGAGAAGCGUUUUGCUCUAGGGGAAGUGGCUCCUUUCAAAAAUACUUCACUAUGUCCUGCUGUUAGGAAUCUGCAGGCACUGUUGGCAUUGCUGUGGCCUGGAAGAGGUUUCAGGGUGCUGAACAUACUUCUCUACGAGCACAACCUUAUAAAACAACGAGGAACAUUGUGAGCUUCAUGGGAAGGUCUGCAAACCUGAAGGAGCAUCAGGAAGAGCCCAGGGUGUCUAAUAAUGAGAAACACCAUCUGUGCAAUGCACCUACCCCAUCCUCCAUGGAAAUCCAGCAAGGUGAAACACUGCACACAACCCCUGCCCCAAAGGGGCAGUGUUGGUGGGUAGGUCCCUGAAAGCUGGGCUCUGCUUUCAGCCUUUGGUAUUGCAGAGGGUUUAGGAUUUGGUUGGAGUGAGGACAGGGACGCGUGCUGAAAAUUUGCAGGUGUGAAGGGUUCGUGAGAGCUGGUCUUGGAGUUUCGCACUUGGCAGUGCUAGAAAUGUGAAUGGAUCCACAACGCACAGUGAAGGCUGGCUGCUCCCUUCCUGCUUUCUAAACAGCUUCAAAAGAAUAACUGCUUACAGUUUGUCCCUGUACUGCCUCAACAGAUGCAUCUUAGAACUACCUGUGGCAGCUCGCCAACCAUCCAGCCUACCCAUCGUCCUGAAGAGCCUCCAGCUAGCAUCACAGGGCUGUGCUAAAGGCCAUAUUUGUUUGUAAACUGGGGCUUUGAGUGCACAGAUUGCCUCCCCCAACCUUUUGGAUGUGCUGUACUCAACUGAAAUACCAGCUGCAAUAGCUGCUAUCUCAGCAGCAGUUACAGAUGUGACUUAACCUCAGUAAAUUUAUGAAUUGGCCCUAGAACAUAAAUUUAAACAUUUCGGACUCUGAAACGGGAGAAGAGACAUUUCUGCCCAUUUUGGUUUUGAGUGUGCUUGGCAAACAUGAGCGGUGGGAAGGUCAGCAACCGAGCUCGGGAGUUUCUAAUCCCAUCACUGGUUCAGUUUGUGUUUUCUUGGUUAGAUUUCUCAUCAGAAAAGUGCGUAUGAUGUGGACUUUAUUCUUUCCUUAUCAGCUUUUCCUGUUCCCACAUAUGCAAACAGGAAGCUUCAUUCUUAUCAGGGUAUGUAAAGCUGCGUGGCUGUGCUUGUCAUGCACGCAACUCGAAGCAGAUCUGGUGCGUGCUGUAUGGGCUGUGGGUAGGAUUGAGCCCAUCGUGUAAAUUUCUCAUCUCAUUUACAAGUGACAGGGCUGUUGUUUUAUCUUAAAUGCCAUGUCUCUAAUUGCCUGCCUGACUUGAAUCUUUAAUUGAUCUUAAAUUACCUCUCAGUGUUUAAUUCCCAGAAUGUCUCUAAAUUAAAUGAAGAUUGUUGCAUGUGCCCAUUCUUUAUUACCUAGUUUUUGGCAGCAGAAAUAGUUUGCGUUUUUUGAUGUUAUGGAGGGAAGGCUGAGAGAGUGUAUGAAUUAGCUUAUGGAAGAUGGACUUGAGGAGUAAUUACUGGUAGACCCUGGGAAAGCAGCACAUCUUCUUUUGGGGGAGAAGCAAAAGCGAAACGUGAGGAGUAAGGUUCAGAAUUACAUAUCCACGGGAAGUUAAAUCAUAAAUUAGUUUAAAUCAGAAAGCACAUCUGGCAAAGUUGUGGGCUGUUCUCAAAGGCUGCAGUUUGGUUGGUGUGAUUUGGUGUGAUUCGGCUUGGAAGAUGAUGUGUGUACACGGGUGGGUGCGUGUGUCCACACGUGUUGGUGAAAGCCAAGUGUGACUUUCUGUAUAUAAAAAUACAGAAGCAGAAUUCUGCUGGGAACAGUAAGCACAACUUCACUGGCUGCUGUAGUGCUUUGUGAGGUUGUACAACCACAAAAUCUCAGACUUGAGGGCUGUUCGUAGAUGCAGAUCCGACCCCAUGUUUCUGUGCAGCAAGGUGGUUAACUGCUCAUGGGAGGAUGAGACAGAACAGAAUGUAUUAAAUCCUUCGUCAUUUAAUUUGGUACAUUGGAGAUUUAGUGAACGUCUGCUAAGGUUCAGAUCCUUUCUUUUAAUAUUUAUAUUUUUUUAUUAAGAAAAUGGAAAAAAAAAAAACAAAAAAGGAAUUCAGAAAUUUCACAUUGUACACGCUCCCUUGAAACAAAAAUGUUUCGAUAACCAUUUUAAGGGCCUCAUUUCAAGUGGUACUAAGUGUGUGUUGACUCAGUUGUGUGUUGCACCUGUAUUAGUGUCUUGUGUUUGCAGUGUAUCAAUGCUGUAGAGCUGUUUUGGUAAGACUAGCACUUGUCAUACAAAAAAACCAGGUGUAGGAAUUCCCUCACCUGACUUCUAAGUGCAUCAGAGGCAUUGUAGAGCUUAUUGGGUAGCUGAGGAGUUGCUCUGUGUUGCUCAGAACUGCUGAGGCUCUGUGUAGGUGUGUAGAGUCGAAACGCGUUGUAUGUAUCUUGAUGAUGUAGCGUAAUGUUUGCAUGAUGCUGUGUGGCAGUGCCACUUUAAGCCUUAACACAAGGAUAAGUUUGUCAGAUUAUCUCAGAGUAUGCAAAAAUACUGUUCAAUGAGGGUAGGGUGUUCCUAUAAAGCUGAAUUAGCAAAAAAAAAAAAAAAAGUCUUCUCUGAGAUGGAAAGGGCACCGUGUAGAUCUCUUACUGUGACCGACCUCUGUAGGCAGUGGCUGUCACUGUGGCCCCGCAGGAGCCGGGCUGAUGCGUUGCUCUGGCAGCUUGCCCCAGUUCUCAAUCCCCAGCUUUUUUGUGUUGGACGCCUUGUGCUCCCUCCCCCUGCUAGAAGAUCUCUGCAUGAAGGAGGAUGACGACUUAACGCUUACUUGGGCGUUGGAAGAGCUCUUCUCAAGGUGUGUGCUUGCUUCAGAUAGUGCCAUCGUUCCCCCUUCCCGCGCCUGACGUCUGAUCCUUAAACCAUUUGAACCGGGGGCACACCAAGUAGCGGGGACCCAGCUUUCUCUAUCCAUUUGGAUCUACCUCAUUUAAACAGUUGGGUGCUAUUUACUCAAAUUAUCGGUGAGAUUGGCAAAGCGACCAAACCGCGCGUGACGGCCGCGCUCGCCGGAGGCGGCGCUCCGCAACCCAAACCCGUUGGGUUUCUUCUUCGCAGACAGCAGUGUUGUAUUUGAGUUGUGUCCUUCGUGCCUUUGUGUUUGGUUUUUUUUUCCCAGUGCAUAACAAUCAUAAGUCGUCGUCCUCGAUUAAAAACGGCGAAUGAAUUUUAACCACAACGUUGAAAUGAAAAAAAAGAAAAAGCAGCAAGGUAGUUUUAGCAAACUGUAAAAUAUUUUGCAGUGUAUCUGAUCAAAGGGUACAGUAGCACAGCAGAACUAGGCAAAGAGGAAUACCCCACAAGAACUUCUUUUGAGAUAUAUAUAUAAUCCCUACCCUAGAGAUACACCUCCCUGUGUCCAUCCCUAUGCAUACAUGGCGCAGCUGCGUGCACGUAUACAUGAAAUGGAAGGGUACGUGGGCAAGGGAAUCCAGCGUCAUCAACUUUUCCACAGUUUUGUAUUUAACAGUUUACAACUCUGUGUAAGUUUUUCUACUAUGUAAACCUUUUUUACUUAACUAAAUAAUUCCUUUUUGGAAAAUUUAAGUUGUGAUAUAUGCUAUCUUUUUUUGAAGUUGGGGGAAAAAAAAUCAACUUUUUACCAAUACCUGAUACGGGGGAGGGGGGGAAAUCUCUUCUGUACAAUUGUAUUUAGUUUAAAUAGUACAGAAAAAUUAUGUAUGGGAUUGUAAAAGUGCUGACAUUCCGUGGUGGCAGGACUUCCAAGUGUUUCCUAAGGCUUUCUGCUGCAGAGAGACUCGAACAAAAGGAAAAUGCCUCUGUUAAAUGUUUUUAUAAAACUGCUCCAUCAGGUCUAUUCUUAAGCUAUAUUUUCUAAAGCCUAAUCAUCCUUUAAUAUGCUGCAUAUAAAUUAUCAGCAUGGUUGCACUUUCUCAGUAAUAAUGUAUGCCCUACAAUUGGCUCGUGAUAAGGAUUUUAGUUUUUUAACAAAACAGAUAGUACUUUGGGCAGAAGGUAAUAUUUAUAUAGGUACCUCAAGAAAAAAAAAAAAAGAGCCUGAAUAUGCUGCAUUUUGUUCCUUUAACAUUUUUCAUGUAGCAUUUGUUUGCUUUUGUUUUUGUAGUAGACGACCAGCUACCUGUUUGCUUCGGGGAACCCCAGUAGCGUUCUGGUUUCUGUUCGCUUGUAGGAUGUAGCGUCCUGCCUUGGUUUCAUGCAGUAGCUCGGGACAGGGUCUGCCCUGCAUUGCGUAUGCAACGGGGAGGGGGGACCACGAGGACAUUUGCUUUACGUAGGUUUCGGGAAAAGGAUACUAUAUUCCUGGCACAGACAAUAGAUGUUCUGAAUGGUGAGUCUGUUGUGCACCACUUUCUUGACUCUUUUUCUCAAAAACGAACGCGCAGAGGUGUCAGCUUAUUAACAAGGGAAGCCCAGCAGACCGAGCCCGCCCUGCCGCUCGAUGCUCUGAGGCGGCUCGGCCGCGCUUCCCAACUUCUGGCUUUGGGGAGGGCUGCUCCCCGUGCUCUGCCCUGCUCCCCGAGCUCAGGGGCGGGUGCAUCUUCUGCUUCUUUGUUUCUGAGUCAGUGAAAGCCUAAAAAGGCGCGGAGGUGGGGAGUUUUUGUUGAGAAGUGUUGAAGGAAGCUUCCAAGGCUGUGAAGUUGAGCAUUUAUUGUCGUGUUCUUAAGCUUAGGCGGGUCCUUUUCCAAGUUUGUUUUACAGCUUGCAAGGUUAAAUAGUUUGCACUACUUUUGCAAUAAACUCAUGAAAAACCUAACAGUUUCUGUUUUGGUUUCUUACUGUAUAUAUACAACUAAUACUAAAGAUUUAGCAUAGUGUUUCUCACCUCAAAACAUUAAGACUCGUAACAAGCUCAGAAUGCUGUAAUUCCUGACAAAAUAAUGAUGUGAAUGAUAUUUUAUAAAGUUAUUUUCUAUGGUGUCAAUUUUGUUUUGCCUCAUAGUAUGUCAAUUAAAUAAAAUUCCUCAUCUUUA